UAAUAGAAAAAUUGAGCUAGAACUUAUGAAUAUUAUCCAAAAAAAUAGACAAAUCAAUAGAUUAAUUAGUGAUUGUAAUAAUACUAAUUUAUCUGAAGCUUUGUCUAUUCUAGCUCCAAGACAAUCUUUCAGAAGUUUGGGUGAUUACGAAAUAUCUAAUGAAGAUGCAAUAAAUUUUAUUUCUAUGUCAAGAUCAGUAGAAGAGGGAAUGAAUAUAUUUAUUCUACCUGAAGAUUUAGAAUUAGAUGGGUUGAUAGGUAUAUCGCCUAUAAUAAAUCAAUAUGGAAGAGUAAGAAUAAGUGAUGAAGUUUUCAGGUCUACCUUUUCUAAAUGGCAUAAAAAUUCUUCAAGAAUUCUUGUAAAGUUUGCUGAAGAUAGAGAUGUAAUCAUAUAUUUGAGUCAGUACAAAAAAAUAGAAGAAAAAUUAAGAUAUCAACUUAGUAUCAGCAAAAAUGAUGAUAAACUUUCAGAUGAUAAUUUAGAAUAUUAUCAUAAUAGUGACUUUGAAACUAUGCAUGUUGAUUGGGAACAAGAUAUUCUAUCUGAAAGUUCAAGAAUCUCACCUCAUUUAUCAGCAACUACUAAAACACUAUCUAGCACACAAACAGUCUUAGAAAUUAAAAGAAAAGAAUACUUUGACAAAAUUACCAAUGAUAUGAGUGAAGAAAUACGAGUUUGCAAGGUUAUAGAUGAAAGUAAACAAAAAUGUAAGCAAGAGUAUAUAAAUGUGAGAAGUUCAACAGGCAAUCUAAUCAUGCAUCUCAGAGAUGAAUAUGGAAUUGUUUCAACAAAUGAUUUAGCAGAUCUGAAAAGGCCUCUCUCCACAGUUACUGAUAAUAUAUACAAAAAAAAAAUGGCUGAAUUCGAUCCCUCAUUUGUUGUUCUAGAUUUUUGGUCCAGCAGAGCAGAAUAUGGGUACUUAGAAAUUACCAUGACUUGGAUUAUGUCAAAUUUUGAAAUAAAUGAUGUGAUGUUAGAAAAUAAAUAUAUUCCUUCUCCACAUACUAAUAAAGUUAUUGCAAAUGAACUUAGAUCGUCUUUAUUUUUUAAAUAUGCAAUUACUCAACUUCAAACUGAUUUAUAUAUAUCAGUUGAUCGAGAAAUCAAAAAAGAUGCAAGCGAAACACUAUCAAAUAAUGAGUUGUUUUCUGAUGAAGAUACCAUAUUUGAAUCAGAUGCUACAGAAAUACAAUACAUUGAUUUAGAUAAUGAUAAAAUCAUAAGCAAUAUUACCAAAAAGAGAAUUUCUAUUAAAAAUCUAUUAAAUAUAAUAGGUAUUUUAGAAGAAGUCAAAAAAAAUAUUUAUGAUGCACUAAUAUAUUAUUGGAAUGUUCUAAAUGAACUUAGUUUGAUAGCGACUUUAUUAGAUACUCAAUAUAAAAACUUGGAUUUUUUAUAUGAUGAUAUUGAAAAAGAACAAACUAUUCAAAAGCUUCAUAAUGAAUUUGGAGAGAUGAAAGAAGUAAUAUUUGAAUCAAAUAAAUUACCUCCACCUAAUAUAGAAGCUUCAACAC
This is a messenger RNA of Scutellospora calospora, 1514 nucleotides long. NCBI's taxonomy places the organism in Eukaryota, Fungi, Glomeromycota, Glomeromycetes, Diversisporales, Gigasporaceae. The record is from the annotation of a GenBank genome assembly.